This is a messenger RNA of Herpailurus yagouaroundi (jaguarundi), 3624 nucleotides long. It is a transcript of the gene RBM19, whose product is annotated as RNA binding motif protein 19. Bases 127 to 3006 code for a protein of 959 amino acids. The transcript is spliced from 25 exons. Gene Ontology annotation, molecular function: mRNA binding. Lineage: Eukaryota; Metazoa; Chordata; Mammalia; Carnivora; Felidae. The record is from RefSeq and is a predicted model, not a curated record.
UCUGAAACACGUGAUCUUGUUCCGGCUCGCCAAAGAUGGCGGCUCCCAGAGCGGGAGCGUGAAAGUUGUUGGUGAAAGACGCUGUCCACCUGCGCUGGCAUCGCAACCCAGUGGGGACCGUGCGCCAUGUCGCGACUGAUCGUGAAGAACCUCCCGAAUGGGAUGAAAGAGGAGCGUUUCAGGCAGCUCUUUGCCUCCUUUGGCGCCCUGACCGACUGCAGCCUGAAGUUCACCAAAGACGGCAAGUUCCGUAAGUUUGGCUUCAUCGGCUUCAAGUCGGAGGAAGAGGCCCGAUCGGCACUGAACCAUUUCAACAGGAGUUUUAUCGACACAUCCCGGAUCGUGGUGGAGUUCUGCAAGUCGUUUGGGGACCCGACAAAGCCCCGGGCCUGGAGCAAGCAUGCCCAGAAAACAAGCCAGUCUAAGAAUCCCUCAAAAGGCCAAGACUCCGUCUCCACGGAACCUAAGAAAGAUGACAAGACGAAAAAGGUAGCAAGUGAGCUGGAGAAGCUGAAGAAAGACGCCGAGUUCCGGGAGUUCCUGUCGGUUCAUCAGAAGCGGACGCAGACAGCCACUUGGGCGAACGAUGCCCUGGACGCCGAGCCCUCGAAAGGGAAGGGCAGGCCUGCCAGUGACUACCUGAACUUCGACUCCGACUCGGGGCAGGAGAGUGACGAGGAGGGGCCUGGGGAGGACCCGGAAGAGGAGGGUGGCCGCGAACCCAGGGCGGCCGUGCAGCAGGAACUGUCCGACAUGGACUACCUGAAAUCCAAGAUGGUCACGUCCGAGUCGCUGUCAUCCUCGGAGGAGGAGGGGAGCGAAGACGAAGCUGUCAGCUGUGCGGACGGGAGCGAGGCCGUCCGGCAAGAUGGAGGGGGGCGCGCGGCUGGCCCGGAGCAGGACGCGCCGUCCAGGGACAAGAGGCCGGGGGCGGCCGGCGCUGAGGCAGACAAACCAGCAACCCAGAAGGAACCCACCACCCCCCACACCGUGAGGCUGCGGGGAGCCCCGUUCAACGUCACGGAGAAGAAUGUCAUGGAAUUCCUGGCCCCGCUGAGACCAGUGGCCAUUCGAAUAGUGAGAAAUGCUCACGGGAACAAGACAGGGUACAUCUUUGUGGAUUUCAGCAGCGAGGAAGAAGUGAAACAAGCUCUCAAAUGCAACAGGGAGUACAUGGGCGGGCGCUACAUCGAGGUGUUCAGGGAAAAGAACGCCCCCACGGCCAAGGGGCCCUUGAAGAACAGCGCCAAACCCUGGCCAGGCCGGACCCUCGGGGAGAACGAAGAGGAGGAGGACCUGGCCGACUCUGGGAGGCUCUUCGUACGGAACCUGCCCUACAGCAGCACCGAGGAAGACCUGGAACAGCUCUUCUCCAGAUUCGGUCCCCUGUCUGAGCUUCAUUACCCCAUUGACAGCCUGACCAAGAAACCCAAGGGCUUUGCCUUCGUCACCUUCAUGUUCCCCGAGCACGCCGUGAAGGCCUACGCGGAAGUGGAUGGGCAGGUGUUCCAGGGCAGGAUGCUACAUGUGUUACCGUCCACCAUCAAGAAGGAAGCCAGUGAGGACACUGAUACCUCAGGAUCAUCGUCUUAUAAGAAGAAGAAAGAAUCUAAAGACAAAGCCAACAGCUCCAGCUCUCACAACUGGAACACGCUGUUCAUAGGCCCUAACGCUGUGGCCGACGCCAUUGCACAGAAAUACAGCGCCACCAAGAGUCAAGUGUUUGACCACGAGACCAAGGGCAGUGUGGCCGUGCGUGUGGCCCUAGGGGAGACCCAGCUCGUUCAAGAAGUGCGGCGCUUCCUCCUGGACAACGGGGUCAGCCUGGACUCCUUCAGCCAGGCCGCAGCCGAGCGAAGCAAGACUGUAAUUCUGGUGAAGAACCUCCCGGCGGGCACCCUGGCGGCCGAGCUGCAGGAGACCUUCGGCCGAUUCGGCAGCCUGGGCCGAGUGCUGCUGCCCGAGGGCGGUGUCACUGCCAUCGUGGAGUUCCUGGAGCCCCUGGAGGCCCGGAGGGCCUUCAGGCAUCUGGCCUACUCCAAGUGUCGCCACGUGCCCCUGUAUCUGGAAUGGGCUCCGGUGGGCGUCUUCUCCAGCUCCGCCCCGCAGAAGAAGGAACCCCGAGACCCCCCAGCAGGACCUGCGGAAGAGGGCGCAGCGGAGCCGGAAACCUUGCCAGACAACGAGACCCCGGAAGGUGAAAAGCCAACAGAGAGAGGAGCUGAGGACGCUCCAGCGAAAGAGGAAGAAGAGGAGGAGGAGGAGGAGGAGGAGGAGAGCACCCCCGGGUGUACCCUGUUUAUUAAAAAUCUCAACUUUGCCACGACCGAGGAGACCCUGAAGGAAGUGUUUUCCAGAGUAGGAAUGGUGAAGAGCUGCUCUGUUUCCAAGAAGAAGAACAAAACAGGAGAGCUGCUCUCCAUGGGAUUUGGGUUCGUGGAAUACAGGAAGCCGGAGCAGGCCCAGAAAGCUCUCAAGCAGCUCCAGGGUCACAUCGUGGACGGCCACAAGCUGGAAGUGAGGAUCUCGGAACGAGCCACGAAGCCAGCUCUGAUGUCCGCUCGGAAGAAACAAGUGCCCAGAAAGCAGACGACCUCAAAGAUCCUGGUGCGCAACAUCCCCUUCCAGGCCGACAGCCGGGAGAUCCGAGAGCUCUUCAGCACCUUCGGGGAGCUGAAGACCGUCCGCUUGCCGAAGAAGAUGAGCGGGACAGGCUCGCACCGAGGGUUCGGCUUUGUGGACUUCCUCACGAAGCAGGAUGCAAAGAGAGCCUUCCACGCCCUGUGCCACAGCACCCACCUGUACGGCCGGAGGCUGGUGCUGGAGUGGGCCGAUUCCGAAGUGAGCCUGCCAGCCCUGAGGCGGAAGACGGCCGAGCGUUUCCACGAGCCCCCGAAGAAAAAGCGGUCUGUGAUGUUGGACGAGAUCCUGGAGCAGCUGGAAGACAGUGAAAAUGACAGUGAGGAGCAAACCCUUCAGCUGCGAGCUGGCACCGAGAGGGUUUAGUGAGAAAAAAAUGCCGCCUUAAUCCACGAAGAACCCCCGGGCGCGGGGCUGAGCACGUGAGACCAGCCCAGAAACUCCUGUUCUCGCCUUCCCCUGCGGCACUGUUAGCGGCGGGGGUUCCCCCCCACGGCCCUCCACGGGAGUGCUCCCGGCUGGGGACUUGGCCUCCGUCCUGCUCCAAGGUCACGUGGGACCGCCAGCGACCGAGCACGGGGCUGGGGAGCCUCUGAGCUGCUCACGAAGCCCAGCCACCAGCCUCACCAGUUGCGCCUAAGCCGUGUCUCUGAUGGCGGACGCCCUCCGCGCACAGGCAGGGGACCCCGUGAGACGCGCCCCGGCCCCGGCAGGCGGUGUCGAAAGGCUUAUCCCGGGCUUGGGGCGCCCGUGCACACACACCUGCUCCAGCCUGGAAAUACGGCCUCCCCCGUGGGGAGGAAAGAGCCACAGCUGGUCUGCUCUGGGUCUGAAUCCCAGCCUCGCCCUCCUCAGCCCCGGCCGCAGACCAGGGAGGUCCCUUCUGACCCCCGGCUUCCCUUUCUGUACGAGGGAGGUGACAUUGUGCCAGCCUGGUGCUUGACUGCCCCCGUCAACCCAAGUAAAGCCCAGAGAAAAUGCCCA